UUUUUUUUUUUUCUCUCCAUUCCCCUUUACUCUAAUCAUAACAUUUCCUCCAUAAAUAACAGCUUCCUCUUCUUUCUUGUUCCCAUCUUUCUCCCUUUCCCUGCUUUCUUCCAUUUGGAGUUUUCUUGAAAGUCAAGAAUGUCAACAAAAGCUAGCAAGCAGGUGAGUUUCAGUCCCGACGCCUGUCAAAGGCCAACUGUUGUCCUGAAACAUGGUGGAAGUAUCAGAAGAACGAGAAAGAGGAAGAGGGUUGUUGGGAUUUUGGCGUUUAGGCUGUCAAAGGGUUCGAGUUUUUCUCCGGCAAGAUUGUUGAGGCGUCUCGGGGUUAAAGUGGCCAGAGUACUAUGUUGUUUGUCCAUGCCAAGGAAGUGUUCACGGAAGGUCUCUUCGUCAAAUCUUGUUAGGUCACGGUCGUUAGCUGAAUCUAUUGACUCUCACCGAGCUGAAGCCAUAGAAGACUGCAUCGAGUUCUUGAAUUCUUCUUCUGCUUUGUCGAGAUCAAAUUCUGUUUCUUGUUCCUGCUAGGAGUUUUGCAUUCACCCCGGGAAAGUAUGUGUAAAUGAAUGAAUAAAAAAAAAAAAAAAACUUUAGGAUUCUUUGAUCUUCGAUCAUGAAAGUAUUUCCAAGUUGGCUGUAAAAAAUUGCAAGCAGAUAU
Rubroshorea leprosula is the source of this 655-nucleotide messenger RNA. The record is from the annotation of a GenBank genome assembly. NCBI's taxonomy places the organism in Eukaryota, Viridiplantae, Streptophyta, Magnoliopsida, Malvales, Dipterocarpaceae.